AUGGACGAAUUUCUGCUACAAAAAGGAAGACCAAUAGAAGAUAUAUCGUUAUUUCCAGUAGAAAGAUAUCCCAAUCAAACAAUACAAGAUAGAGAUUUAUGUCAAGAAGAAACAUUACCUAUACAAUAUCUAACACAAUCAUACCUAGUAGAACAUUCACAUCUAUACGUAAACUGGACUGGUAUAGAUGUAGAAUCUGGUAUUUAUGAUUAUCAGUUUGGUUUAUCAUCAGAGAGAGAUUCUAUACCUGAUUUAUUACCAUUUCAAUCUACAAAUCAUCAUGCCUGGUACCGUGGUUAUCAUCCACAACUUACUGAUGGUACAGAAUUCUUUAUUCAUAUUAAAGCUAAUAAUAAAGCUGGACUAGAAACAAUUCAGACCCUUGGACCACUGAUAGUUCAUACUUCUAAACCGAAAUUUAGUGGUAAAAUAGAUGUCGUACUAGACAAUAAUCUGUUGGUAGCCAAUUGGUCCAAUGCUGUAGUUAAAGAUCCUGGUCACAGUCAACUGAGAUAUACAGCAGCUAUUGGUACAACUAAAGGCGGUCAACAAAUCGCCACGUUUUCAGAUUUAAACUUCUAUGUACCCUGUCUUGAAGCCUUACUACCCACCUGUACUGUAUUUGAUAUUAUGAAAUUAGACUGGAGUUUACACCAUGGAUAUAAAUAUUAUAUAUCUAUUAAAAUAGAAAAUACAGUUGGUCUUCAUACAGUAAUAUCAUCAGAACCUUUAACAUAUAAAUCAUUAUUACCAUCUAAAGGUGUGGUAAUUGAUGUUGGGUUAAAGAGUGAAAUGGACUUCUUCAAUAUUUUGGAACUUGAAGACAGUGACUAUCAACUAUCUACUAGUAUGGUUAGUGUACGAUGGUAUGGAUUUGAAUCUGAAGAAGAAAUAUCUACAGGUAUUAAUUAUAAAGUAGGAAUAAGGAGAGAGAAUGACAGUGAAUUUAUACAAUCUGUUCAUGUCAGUCAACAAACUGAAUACACCUUCAUUGGUCUACAGUUACAACAUUAUCAGAAAUAUAUUGUAUCAGUAACUGCUACAGUAGUUGGUGUUGGUAGUGUGACAUCAUCAUCUGAUGGAAUAACAGUUGUUGAAAUAUCAGAAGAUUUGAGUGAUGAAGUGGAAUUAAAAGAUGGCGCUGCUUGUUUUAAUCAAGCUGAUUUGAAAGCCAACCAUUACCACAAUUCUACUAUCAUCUAUUGUGGAGAACCUGGUUAUCAACCAUCUAGUUCUAGUUACAGUGUAAAGUGGAAUAUUUCUAGUAGAUAUCAUGAUAUAUAUUCUCACAUUAAAUGGUCUUUACAAAAACGACAUCAAAAUACUGAUAUAUGGCUGAAAGAAUACGAAAAAGAACUAUACACAAGAGAUAGAAUGCUGACACUACCAUACCGUUUAGAAGUUUGUGAAUCGUAUCGAAGUAAAUUACAAUUUUGUACUGAUAACGUUUGUUCUAAACCUGUUUAUUCGGAAGGUAUGACCAUCCUAGGAAAACCUGACAAACCAAAAAUGGAAGCUUCGUUGACGACAGAUCGGGAGCUUGAUGUAACAUUAGAGUUUACAAAAACCAGUGAAUCUUGUAAUAAUAUAAUUAAAAGACUAGAAUGGAGUAUAACAGAUAAUCACAAUGAACGACUGUAUACAUUUUGGAAGAAAGAUGAGGGGAUUGUUAAUAAUGACAAGAUUCAAUUGAAAAUAAUGCUAGAUGGUAAAAUAAACUCUAAUAAAUGUAGAAGAUUGGCUCUACGACUAUUUAACAAGGCAGGAUUAUCAACCUUGAUCUCUAAACAGAUUCAAAACUGCUCAGCUGUAGAUCCAAUAUUGAUACGACAAGCUAUAGUUCUGGAUGCUGUUAGACAAGUGAAUAGAAAUGGAAUCAAACUAGAUCAAAAUGCCAGGUGGAAUGAGCCGGAUGUGGACUAUACUCCCUAUUAUGAUAUAAUAUCUGCUGUAUGGCCGACAUUGAGACAUAGAAACUAUACGUGGGGAUUAUUAGAGGGUCCAUUACAACUUACGUCAACUUUAUACAGUAAUCCUGAUAUCAUUAUACCAGAUCCUUGUUCUCAUCCUGCUAUUGUCAUCUGUGGACUAUCAGAUAAAGAAUAUAUAAAUAUAAAACCACCACAACUAUUAAAACAUGGUAGAAGAUAUCAUGUUUGUCUUCAUGCUGAUUCUACAACACUACAACAUGAGAAAUGGGAUGAAGAUCUAGAAGAAAUUAAUAGUUGUAGUGAUGGUAUAACAGUUGAUUUAACUCCCCCUAGUGGAGGUCGAGUCUGGAUACAAACAGAUACUAAUACUAACUAUCAGGUGUCUAUUAAUACUCUGGUUGUAUUCUGGGAUUCAUUUAUUGAUGUAGAAGAAGAAGGAGGAGCUGUACAUCCUAGUGGAAUCUCACAUUAUAUUAUACAAAUAGGCUCUUCAAGUUCUAGGUCUGAUGUAUUAUCACCUGUUUCUGUUGGUCUUAUAAAUCACCAAGUUUUUCAUAACUUAACCCUACAAAAUGGUCACCAAUACUUCGCUACAGUCACAGGAAAUUGGAAGGGAAGUUUUAAAGAUAGUGAAAGUGGUAUUAAAUUCUAUAAAUGGUCAGUAGGUAGUAGAGGUACCACAGACGUAUUAAAAACAAGAGAAACAGUUGAAGAUUGUGAUGAAGCUACGCUAGAUGUUAAAUUACAGGACGGUUUUACUUAUUAUAUCAAUGUUCAGGCCAUGAAUGGAGUUGGAAUGUCUACCAUGUUAAUAUCACGACCACUAAUAGUGGAUACAACACCACCAAUAACAGGAUUAGUAUUGGAUGGUAUUUCUGGUGAUAACAACAUAGCGGAUAUUGAUUAUAUCUCUAAUACUCUACCACCUUCUGUUAGAUGGGAAAGAUUUCAUGAUCCCCAUUCGUCUAUUAAACAUUAUUCUGUUCAAAUAGGAACUUGUCCUGGAUGUGAUGAUGUUUUACUACAAACAGAAACUCGAACCUCUCAUAAUUUUACUUUCACUAACAUCAGAUUUAUACCCGGUAUGAAAUAUUUUACCAUGGUAACAGGAUGUAAUAUGGCAGAACUUUGUUCUUCAAUAUCUACUGAUGGUUUUAUUAUUGACGUAACACCUCCAAAAAGAGGCCACGUGAUAGAUGGAACUAGAGAUGCUGACAUUGACUUUCAGGCUUCAAGUAAAUACAGGGUAAAGGUUAUCGGUUGUAAUUUAGCGGGAUUAUGUACAUUUUCUGUAUCGGAUGAUAUAUUAGUUGAUACAACACCUCCGACUAGAGGAACAUUUGCAAUGGAAUCGAACCAUGCUGCCAAUGUAAUCAGACAUCCCGGUAGAUGGAUCGAAUGGAACACAACAUCAUUGACUAUAGCUUGGCUAGGAUUUUCAGAUCUUCAUAGUGGUGUACAGUAUUAUCUUGUAUCUGUUGGUACCAAACCAUUUUAUACUGAUUUAAAUAAGGAUGGUAAAACUGUGAAAUAUUUCCAUGAGGAUGGUAUAUUAUUUGAAAAUGAAGGAGAAUUACAAAUUAAAACAGUUGAAACAGCAGGAAAUCUUGUCCAUGGAAUGUCUGUUUUUAUAUCUAUUGUAGCUGUUAAUGGGGUAGGACUCAAGAGUCAACCAAUUCACAAUGAAUUUCAACUAGUACGUGCUGACCUCAGAACAAACAAUAAUGGUUCAUUGGUGAGAAGAUGUCGGCCAUAUAACUGUGAAGGUCACUGUGUUUGUAGUGAACAAGAUAGAACAUGUUCUUUACCAGAUGGUUGUAUAACAAAUGUUCAAACUAAUUAUACACCAACUAAUAUGUUUCUAUCUGCUAAAUGGAGACUUUUAACCAAUACAACAUCCCAACCUAUCAGGUAUGAAGUAAGUCUAGGUCUAUCUGUAAAAAGCCAGCCCAGUGGUGUGUUUGAUUCAGCAACAGAACGAUAUUGGUUUGAUGUUGGUCAAGAUAUGAGUACCAUUAUUACACUACCCAAAGAUAAUACCCUACAUGAUAACCUGGUCUAUUCAGUAUUUGUAAGAGCGUGGUAUGAUGAUAAAAGAUAUUAUGUUUAUAAAUCACCUGGUAUCACUGUUGUCUCUAAACCACCAACUCUGACUUAUAUUAGAGGAGCAACUGUUAAAGAAUUAGAACAGACAACUAGUAAUAAAGAUAUUGACUACCAAAUAAACAACAAUACAAUAAUAGUUGGUUGGAAAGAUAAAUUUAAUGGUGGAAUUCAUGGUGUAGAUUAUUACCAGGUUUAUAUCAGUACACAUCCACAAGGUCACAAUAUCCAUAGGAGUGACUCACAAUUAUCGCCACAGCAGAAAUCAUUCAGUAUAUCUGGAUUAAAGUUACAAGAAAAUAAGGUAUAUUACAGCACAGUUUUAGCCUUUAACAAAGCUGGGUUUUGUAGCUGGAGCACCAGUGAUGGCAUCAUAAUUGAUUCUACACCACCUUCAACUGGUAUCAUACAUGAUGGAUUAGACCAUCACGACUCUGAAUACCAGUCAUCUGAAAGCUGGCUUGCUGCCUCGUGGUAUGGUUUCCCUGAUAUAGGAUCAGGUAUUGUGAAUUAUAUCUGGUGUGUUGGUAGACAGAAUGACUCCACUACUUGUGAUAUAUUACCAUGGACUAAUGUUGGUUUGAAAAUAAAAACCACUGAUAUAUCACCUAUGGAAUUGCAUUCAGGAGAUAAGAUCUAUAAUAAAGUGUAUGCUGUAGACGGUAGUGGUUUACAAUCACAAGUUGCUGUCUCUAAUGGGAUUAUUAUUGAUACUUCACCACCUGAAGCAAGUUACCUGGAAUUUAUUGGAGAAAAUCUCAUCCUUAAUCCCUCAUUUGAAUCAACAUCUGAUGACACAACAACUUCUUGUAAUUCUAACAUCCCAGAACAUUGGUCUACAGAUUCACAAUCUUGUGUUAAAACUCGAUCAUCUCAACAUUCAACAGCUCAUGAUGGUGAAGUUUAUAUCACAAUAACAGAUCAGAUUCAACAAACCAUUCAAAAUCUAGAUACAGAUUGUUCUUAUCAGCUUACUGUACAUGUUGGUUAUCCACAUGACAUCUUACUAUCGAAUCAUAUGGUAGAAGGUUUUAUUAGAUUAGGACAUGAAAUAAACAGUUUUAAACUGAAUCCAGAUCUCUGUCAGGGUGAAUGUUCUCAACAUGUCGAUGUGAUUCAUUGGUAUAAAUUCACCUAUAUUUAUCAACCAAUAAAUACACGAGAGAAAUUAGUAAUUGGUACAACAAGAAAUACUAUGAUAUUGGCUAUAGAUGAUCUAGAACUCAGAAAAAUAAAUCAUAUAUCAUUGAAAGAUACCAACAAUAAUCAUAUAGUAUAUCACCCGACUUUUACACCUCACUGGUCUUCCGUACAUUUUAACUGGUAUAUUAAAGAUAGGGAAAGUUAUAUUGUUGAGUAUCAGUGGGCUCUAGGUACAGUGAAAGGUGGAACUCAGAUCAGAGAAUUUACAACCACUGGUGAUAGAAACCACGUGACCAUUUCUAAUCUACGUUUGGUUCACAACACUCGGCUAUAUUUCACUGUUCAAGCCCGAAAUGGUGCUGGUCUGAUAUCUGUAUCACAUAGCGACUUUAUAUUAGUAGACACUACCCCUCCUGUUGUUAUAUUUAUAUAUGACGGUACAGUAAACACUACACCUUCUGUUGUUAUUUAUAUACAUGACGGUACAGGUGGAGAUGUAGAUUACCAGACUCGUAAUGUUAUUGAUGUUAAUUGGAAAAUAGAAGAUCCAGAAUCUGAUAUUGACUAUUGUAUAUGGGCUAUAGGUUCUGUGCGAGGAGGAAAUGAUAUACAGAAGUUUACAAGAAUACAGAAAGACGAGAAUAAAGCUAGUAGAGAAUAUACUGAGAGAGAACCUAUAAAAGUUUAUUCUACUAUUAGAUGUUAUAAUAAAGUUGGUCUACAAGUAACAGUAACAACUGAUGGUGUUCAACUCAUUGAUUCUAGUGAACUUAUUAUUAGUAGUGGGCAGAUAACUCUUUUACCACAGGCAACAACCCAAUAUCAAAUAUCACAAUAUUGUCUUUCACUACAACACUCACUUGGUAUUCAGUGGCAGUUUGAUUCUAACAACUAUCAGUCUACAUCAGUUAUGGUCGGACUAUCUACUGAUGAUUAUCAACUAGAGAAAGAGAUAGAUGAAACUGGUAUUAACUAUGAUGGUGUUAAAUUACAAGGAUUAAAAAGGAAACCAGAGACAAAUUAUAUGGUGAAUAUUUCUGGUAUUUUACUGGGCAGAUUGAAUAAUUAUAUAAAUCAGACUUUCUCUACUGGUUAUCAACCACCCAGUGUUAAAGAAGAUGGAGAUAUCAAAAUAGCCAAGACAUUAGAUGGUUUAACAUUAAUGAUAUCCUGGACAAAUAUAUUUGAAUCAUACUGGAAAGAUUUAACCUAUGAAGUUAGUCUUGGUACCAAACAAGGUGGUGGAGAUGUUAUACAGUGGCAAGAAACAAAAGAUGACAGACUCCGUUUGACAUUACCUAAAUAUUGGAAAUAUAAAUAUUUAUAUCUAUCUCUUACUGCAGUAGAUCCUUGUGGUUUAUAUACUAAUACUCAGAAAAUUGUGGUAUUGUAAAUUUAUUCGAUCAAAGUAUAUGUACUGAAGCCUCUUGAAAUCUGUUAUAUAUUUCAAUCGUAUUGACGUUUUAAUUUUGUAAAUUACUGUAUCGUUCAGUUAGUGUACAAUCGUAUUUUAAAUAUCAUAAUGAAAUAUAUUAUAUCUUUAAUAAAUCACUUACAUUGUAUUUGUUUACUAUAAACGUUAACUACUG
Messenger RNA from Lottia gigantea (owl limpet), 6766 nucleotides. RefSeq lists its product as hypothetical. Lineage: Eukaryota; Metazoa; Mollusca; Gastropoda; Lottiidae. The transcript is spliced from 36 exons. Gene Ontology annotation, molecular function: protein binding. The record is from RefSeq and is a predicted model, not a curated record. The coding region runs from base 1 to 6570 and encodes 2189 amino acids.